Cladocopium goreaui is the source of this 1215-nucleotide messenger RNA. The record is from the annotation of a GenBank genome assembly. NCBI's taxonomy places the organism in Eukaryota, Dinophyceae, Suessiales, Symbiodiniaceae.
AUGGCGAACGAAGACUACCAUGAGAUGGAAAUGUCCAGGCGCAGCAUCAAAAUCAACACCAUCAGACAGGAACUGGAAGAUGCCAGUGAGCGCGAGCAGGAGGCGCAGGAGCGGCUCGCCCAAUUAGACCGGCAGAUUCAAGAGAAGAAGGUGCACAUUGUGGUGUUCAAGCAAAAUGCACAGGGGAUGGAGGAUCAAGCAGCUGCGUCGGAGGCGUUCUGUCUUCAGAACCACCGCUUGAUGAAGGAAGAUGAGGAGGAUGUUCGGAGUGAAGCUGAAGCCUUGAAUGAGAAAUUGGCUAAGACGGCCAGAUCUCUUGAGAAGGCCCAAGCUGAUGCAAUACAGGCCCAGAGGGCUGCUGAAGCACAAGAGGAGGCCAAAAAGCGGCAGGCAGAAGAAACCGCCAAACAUGCCGCACAACUUGCUACUUUAGAAGCCACAAUGGCCGCUGCCACUGCAGAUGUGGAGAGUAUCCAGGAGACGAUCCGUGAAUUGGAGGUAACUCUGGAAAUGGAAAAGAAGACUGGAAAGGAACUGCAAGAUUCCGUGAACGCAGAGGAGGAGAAACGACAAGAAACCCAGCUGGAGUGCGAUCGCCUCAUGCAUUUCCUGGAGUCCUUGAGCUCGCGGGGCAACAAAGAGGAGCUGUCCAAGGCCCUGGCCGCUAUGCAGCGGGAACAUUCGCAGCUCCAGCAGGAGUUGAUUACCAAGAAAACGAAUGUGCUAAUCAAGCAGCAGGAGAUCCGAGGGCGUUUGGAUGAGACUCGCAGGAUUCACGAGGAGCGGAAGGUCAGCGCAGCCGACGUGGCUGCUAUUGCCCUCAAUGCCAGCGGGCCCAUUGCUGCUUUGACUGUGACUUUGGAGGAGGAGAGAAGAAAAGCGGAAGCUGCAAGAGAGACAAGGCUGCAGUUGGAGGCCGAAGUCGAAGCCUUGGAAAAACAACUGGCAGAGUCUCCAAAAGUAAAUCUCCAAAGUGCCCAACGUCCCACGGAGCCGACGAAGUGCGAGAACGAUCAAUCUGGACAGGAGGAACUCCAGGCUGCCCAAGAGAAAUUGGACGCUGCAAAGAGGCAAUUGCGAGAAAAGGAUGAGGCCCUCCAGAUGGGCCAACAGCAACUGACGCAAACGCGGCAAGAAGCUCAAAAUACUGUGGAGGUGCUCCGGGCGAAGCUCAAGGAAUUGUGGUCCGCCAUUGGGCAGAUCAAAGGUUUCUAG